CGGGAACCGGGCCGGGAAUCCCGGCUGUGAGGGUGGGGACACUGGGCAGGGAGACAUGGGGGUCUUGGGAGAGGGGAAAGGGAAAAACCGGGCAGGGAUGGAUGAAGACUCUGAGCAGUGAAGGGUGGGAACCGUGGGCAUGGUGGGAUGCAGAUCCUGGACAAGGUGGGAUGGAGACUCCAGGCAAAGCAGGAUGGAGAUCCUGGCUAGGGUGGGAUGAGGCUCUUGGAUGAGCGGCAGUGGGGACUCUGCACGAUGUGGGGUGCAGACCCUGGGCAGGGUGGAAUGGGGACCGUGGACAAGGAGAUGGAGCCCAACACCGGCAUUAUUGGCUGCAUUAUUGGCUGCAUUAUUGGCUGCAUUAUUGGCUGCAUUAUUGGCUGCAUGGGGGAAGCUCAGCCCAUCUCCACCUGGGCUGCAGGAGCAGCGCCGGAUGCUGCUGGAACCCCUCCAAGCCGCCCUCGCCCCCGGCCUCCCCUCGCCUUUCCCCCUUCCCCUCUAAGAUUUCAUCACUGAGCACUUAAGGCCGGGAAAAGCCGCCCCAGCAGCUGCUGGGAGCAGCCAGACGGACGGAGCCUUUAUUUCGGGGAGCCGAGACACCGGCAGCGACGCCGGAGAAGCCCCAGCGGCGCCAGCUCCCCUCCGGCCGAGGGGACAGAAUCCCCCACCCCGCGGGGGUCACGGUCCCCUGGCGCUGGCCGUGGCUUUUUGGGGGGUCUGGCAGGUCCCCAGAGAGGAGCAGAGGAAAAUAGCAACAGGAUGAGGUCACACAGCGGCUGCAGCCUCUUGAGCAACCUCAGGCCAGGCCGAGGGGAUCAGGGCAGGGGGAGACAGAGUUUGAGGGGGGGCUCAAGAGAUGCCCCCAGACCCCCAAACUGGACGCUGGGAGCUGAGCAGCUGCUGUGCUUGUCUGGGGAACCAGGGGGACCCCUGUCUGUGUCCCUGCCUGCACCCCAAGGCAGAGGUGCCCAGGCUGGCAUUUCCAGGCUGGUAUUUCCAGGCUGGGAUUUUUCGGAAGCAUUCUCCCGAAAUUCAGGGGAUGGUCCCAAGCCAUGUUUUCCCCACUGGCUCAAUAAUGUCAGGACACUGAGCCCACGUCCCCCCUGGACCCUCAGAUGGGCUUUACCCCCACCUGCAUGGAUAAAAAUAACACUAAAAACAACCCCCUGUGUGACCCCCAUCCCCACGUGCACCCCAAAAUGUGGCCCCUUCCGGGGUUGAUGGAUGUCCAUGGCUCCUUUGCUGACGGGAUAAACCAGGAAACACCCCCAGCCCCAGCUGGAGUUCAUCUGGGAGGGGGCUGGGGGCUGCCUGCCUUUCCCUGGCCUCCCACACCCCCUCCCCAUCCCGGCCGUAAUGAGAACAAGCUGGUCCCGGGCUGCGACGCAGGAGGAGGAGGAGGAGAAGGAGGAGGAGAGGAGGGAGAAGGAGGAGGCUCCAUCCCAGCAGGCUGCAGAAAGGGGCUCGAGGUGUGUGGGACAGAUCCCGUCUUCCCGGCUCCCUCCUGCCGGCUGCAGGCGAGGUCUCCUGCACGAAUCCUGGGAAUGGGCUCAGCCAUGGGCAUGUGGCUGCUGCUCCUGGUGUUGCUGGCGGUGGCCCCGGCGCAGGCGGCAGCGCCCCGGCACCGCCCGGUGCUGCCGGACACCGCGGGCAGCGGGGACGGGGACGAGGCAUCAGCCACGCUGCCUGCCCAGCCCGUCACCCCCCGGGUCAGCCCCACGGUG
Molecule: messenger RNA, 1724 nt
Organism: Cyanistes caeruleus (blue tit)
Lineage: Eukaryota; Metazoa; Chordata; Aves; Passeriformes; Paridae
Source: RefSeq, a predicted model, not a curated record